Messenger RNA from Uranotaenia lowii, 1408 nucleotides. Its product is annotated as venom serine protease-like. NCBI's taxonomy places the organism in Eukaryota, Metazoa, Arthropoda, Insecta, Diptera, Culicidae. The transcript has 3 exons. Gene Ontology annotation, molecular function: serine-type endopeptidase activity. The record is from RefSeq and is a predicted model, not a curated record. Gene Ontology annotation, biological process: proteolysis. Bases 134 to 1345 code for a protein of 403 amino acids.
UUUCAAGUUCAGUAUCUCGAAACACACCGAGCAGAAGCACAUGAACUACCGUGUGCGAUACAGUAUGCUGUUGACUUAUCAUUCCUCUAGUUGACACAGCCCCGGAGCUGUUAUCAAAUGUUGUUGUUGAGAGAUGACUUUAAGAUAUCUUCCAUAUCUGGCAUUGCUGGUGACUUUUUUCGUUGGUCUAUGGGUGGAAGAAGUUAACGGUCAAUUUACAGGCUGCGAUUUCAGUAGAUCGGUGACAGCUGGCGAAGUUUUAUAUGUCGAAACUCCAAGAUUUCCGUACUACUAUAAUGCUAACACCAACUGUCGAUGGCGGUUUUCGACAGUUUUGGGACGUAAACUAAAUGUGAACUGUUACGAUGUGGUGCUGCCCUAUAGUUCGCAAUGUUCGGCAGAUCGAAUCGAAGUUUCUCCGAGCGGCAAUAGUGCUCUGGUCGGAGCCCGUCGUUUCUGUGGACAGUCAACAUUUGUGGUACAAUCGACGGCAAAUAGUUUAGUUCUUGCUUUACGAUCCCAGCGAACAUCUUCCGGGGGUAGAUUUCGAUGUCAGAUAUCGUCAGUACUGCCACCUUGCGACUGUGGUCGUCGGAAAACGGUUAAGAUUGUGAAUGGAGUCCCCACCCUUGUGAAUGAAUUUCCGAUGAUGGCCGGAUUAGUCGGGUUGACAGCGAAAAUGGUUUUCUGUGGAGCUACCAUUAUUUCCAAUCGCCACGCAGUUACGGCUGCCCAUUGCCUUCAAGGAAAGCGAAUUUCAGAUACUGGGUUACUAGUUGGCGACCAUGACCUUCGUUCUGGAACGGAAACAAGAUUCAGCACCCUGAUGACCGUAAGCACUUUUACCGUACAUUCUGGGUAUAGAGCAUCCAAUAAAAUUAAUGACAUCGCACUGGUCCGAACUCAGCAGGAGAUAGUUUUCAAUGCAGGAGUUGGCCCAGCUUGUCUUCCUUGGAAGUGGCCAUCGGCUACUUUUAACAAUUAUCUUGUGGAAGCCGCCGGUUGGGGAACUGUCGAUUUCGGAGCACCCGUUUCUUCCGUCCUGAUGAAAGUAACGCUCGGAGUUAUAAGCUACGAACAGUGUCGAACGAUGAUGGCCACAGGGAAUGCCGUCCUUAGCCAAAGUCAGAUCUGUACCUUUGCAGCUUCUCGAGAUACUUGCCAGUUUGAUUCCGGUGGCCCUAUACUUUAUACGAAUCCCACCAACGGUGUGGUUUAUCAUGUUGGAAUCAUAAGUUAUGGGGUGGCUUGUGCCAGUGGGAGCCCCAGUGUCAACACCAGAACGACCGCAUAUUUGAACUGGAUCAAACAAAAUACGGCCGGGAUAAGUUACUGUGAAAAAUAAUAAAUACCCACCUGAAUAGCAAUUACAGAUGAUUUUUGAUUGCGAUUUGUUUCUAAAUAUUUU